AUAGUUUUACGAGAGUUGUCGGUCAUGAUUGGGGCAGGAAUAUUAUUUCUAGGACAUAUGAAUAACUAUUAUUGAUAGUCUUACUGUGCAACUUAAUUAGCAGUGACUUGUCGUUUUCUACAUCAGCACAAUAUAUAUAUCUACUGCCAUCAAAAUCCUAGUGGGUGGCGACAAGAAUGGAGUCGACGGUUGCAUGGUCGCUGUCGGCGGAGUGGCGGUCGUUGGCUUUCACGGCAAUGAUCACAGUGGUGACGUCAGUCUGGUGUUACGUGGGGCGCACCUGGUCCUUCCCCAGCCUGGCGCUGGCCAUGUACCUGCCCGGCUUUCUCUCUUUUUUCUUCACGCCAGAGACCUUCCUCAACUACCUGGCACAGGUGCUCGGGGUCGGCAGGUUUCAGGAGGCCGUGGCGUGGUCAGCUGUAGGGGCCGCCCUAGCUGUGGUCAUAGUAGGGAGUUGUCUCGCCAUGGACCUUCUGCUGGGCUGGGCUCACAUGACUCCCCCAGAUAUCCACAACAAACAACAGCAAGGUAGAACGUCGUGGACAGCAGUUGCUGACUUUCUGGCUGCAGGCGGGGAGGAGCUGGGAUGGAGGUGCUUUCUGCUGCCGACCCUCAUCAGCGUCUACUCUCCCCUCAAAGCACUCACGCUCUGCGGGAUGGCGUGGGGCUUGUUCCACGUACCGGUGAUGGUGCUCCUGACUCGUCGUCUGAAGACCCCGCGACCGCUGCUGACCAUCACGGUACAGGCCAUCGCCGUCCUGCUGGCGGCCUUUCCCCAUGGAUUUGUCGCCAUCAUGUCCGGGUAUUCCGUGUGGUCCUCAACAACGAUGCACUUUGUGUGGAACACCAUCAAUCCCAGGCUGCUGGGGAGCAUCUACAUGCAGACCCCGGGUCAAGUCACGGGACCGCAAUGGCUCAUCAACGGCGAGGGCUUGAUGGGCUGCCUCGUGCAGGGUGUGACCAUCCUUUGCUGGCUGCUGUGCUUCGGGCUUUAGGUACCUGCUUACAUCGGGGUACGCAGCCACAUUUGAGAGACGUCUGAGGGAUUUUUAACCAGUACAUCCGUCAACAGCUGUUCAGUUUUACAGAUGCUCUUGUAAGAGAGAGAACACUGUGCGUUCGAUUUUUUUCUUAACUGUCAUCAAACAGCUGGCAAACCUGUCGUGGAAACCACACCUGUGAACAGGUCUGCCACCAGUCAGCUGCCUGCCCUGACCAGUGUGCGAGACCGAUCAUCUUUCAUCAGCCUGUCGAUGCACACUCUGUAUUACAUGCAGCUGUGCAGGUCGAAAUGCUGGCAGAAAGCAGUCAGUUGUGGAGUCAAUGUUGUGUGGACUUGUACACUAACCAGAACAGUAGUAUUAAACUUCAGCUGAACAUUCACCUAAAAAUAUUAUUGGGAACAACAGACUGCAGCAAAACGAUGCACCUUUCACGAUAAACAUUUCUCCAGAUAUUUUAAUAAAGGUUGUCUGAUUGUG
Pomacea canaliculata is the source of this 1481-nucleotide messenger RNA. RefSeq lists its product as uncharacterized. Gene Ontology annotation, cellular component: membrane. The coding region runs from base 177 to 995 and encodes 272 amino acids. Gene Ontology annotation, molecular function: metalloendopeptidase activity. Gene Ontology annotation, biological process: CAAX-box protein processing. Lineage: Eukaryota; Metazoa; Mollusca; Gastropoda; Architaenioglossa; Ampullariidae. The record is from RefSeq and is a predicted model, not a curated record. The transcript has 6 exons.